Zychaea mexicana is the source of this 1405-nucleotide messenger RNA. RefSeq lists its product as uncharacterized. NCBI's taxonomy places the organism in Eukaryota, Fungi, Mucoromycota, Mucoromycetes, Mucorales, Lichtheimiaceae. The coding region runs from base 162 to 1316 and encodes 384 amino acids. The transcript is spliced from 2 exons. The record is from RefSeq and is a predicted model, not a curated record.
GUCGAACGCGGGUUUUCGCUUUUUUCCUUGGAUCUCAUUCCCGUCAUCUGUACAUAACCUUUUUCAUGUAUUUCUAUAUCAUUAGUUGAGGCUCAUUCUUUAUUUCAACCAUCAGAAAAUAAAUCUUUUUUACAGUGUCAGGAGCAAAGCCCUCUACCAACAUGAACACAAACUCCAUUACCUCACAGUCACCUACUUGGCCACCCGACUACAGUGCCUACUCAAAUUCUGAGGAUCAAGAAGUAAUCGAGGCGUUACGCGCAGAAGCCAACAGUAGACGAGCGCCAGAAAGUUAUCGGUCUUUCCUUUCAAAGCUAUCGCAAAAGAUAUCCGGGCUUCAACUCCAAGCUUCGAAUGCAGAAACAGAAACCAAAAUGUAUGAAGAAAAAAUGUACAAGUCAUCCAAAGAACGCGAUGUAUAUGCCGACUAUUUACACACUGCACGCGAAAAUUACGAACUGCUAUUUGAGAUAUUACAAGAAGAGCGGCUACAGCGUAUCGACCUAGAAAAAAAGACAUCUGAUCUCGAAGAAGAGGUUAAAAAACUAAAGCAAGAAAACACACAAACGCAACAGCAACAACAACAGCUGCCAAGGACUUCCGCGCCAGAAUCAUCUACAACAACACCUACUGCUACAGCAGUAGCAGCAGCAGCAGCUACAGUAACAACAUCCCCUCCAGUUAUUACCGUACCAUUAGCAUCAUCACCACAACUACAUCAACAGGUGCUCUCUCCAUCAUCCGUCCCAAGUUCUUCGAUACGUCAAACACCUCCACUACGGCCUUCAAUACCAUCACCUGUAGCAGCAACGCAAAUACCGCAGCCACAACAGGCAGCAGCUGUGCCAACACACGAGCAUUGUCAUCAAAUGCUCCGUAAAGUCAAAGAGAAAUGGCAAGAGAGUGAAAGACAAAUGAAACGAUUGGCAAACAGUCGACAAGCGCUUGAAACCCGGGCAGCAUCAAUCUAUAAGGAAGUGGAAGAUCGAGAUGCAACAAUUGCUGAACUGAGAAAGGAGGUGGAAUUAUGGCGCCAACAUUACAAUGUUCUUUUGGAAAACUAUCAGCAGCUCAAAAGCGCUGCUUCACAGGUGGCUGGUCACAUGCCACAAUACUUCCAAUCUUCACAGCAGCAACAACAACAGCAGCAUCAUCAUCAUAUUCAUCCGCAGCAGCAACAACCAAUACAACACAUGCAUCAUCAUCCUCAACAGCAACAACCACAGCAAGCCGCCAUGUACAUUGCCACAAGCAAUGCGAAUAACAACAGUUCUCCUAAUAAUAAUACCUUACCAAUGUAUCCAACACAUCGAUAGUUACAAUGAAUAAAGCAACUACACAAAGCAUCGGAGUUGUUGAUACUUGGGAAUUUCUCACUCGCUCUGCAUGUAACCUUUUUUUUCUU